AUGGCCGACGCCCAAGUCUUCGAGGAAACCUUCAGCAUCACGUCCAUCAACGACGAAAAAUACGACCGCGUCUCGCGCAUCUACGGCACCUCGCAGGACAACACGCUGACCAUGACCCUCGACAUCAACCACGAGCUGUUCCCCGUCACCGUCGGCGAGCAGCUGAACAUGGUGCUUGCCACCACCCUGAGCCUCGACGGCACAAAGGAGGAGACGAGCUGGCGCAGCGUGAGCAAGUCGGGGACCACGACCCUGGCCGACAUGUACGACUAUGUGUGCUAUGGCAAGAACUACCGCUUCGAGGACGGGGAUGGCGAUGUCAUGAAGUACUACGCGAGUUUUGGGGGGCUGCUGCUCUACAUCGAGGGUCCCUUCAGGAAGCUCACAGGCCUGAAGAUUGACAACAUCUACAUGCUCCUCAAGCACUCCUGA
This is a messenger RNA of Dothidotthia symphoricarpi CBS 119687, 432 nucleotides long. RefSeq names its product RNA polymerase. Lineage: Eukaryota; Fungi; Ascomycota; Dothideomycetes; Pleosporales; Dothidotthiaceae. Gene Ontology annotation, biological process: DNA-templated transcription. Gene Ontology annotation, molecular function: DNA-directed RNA polymerase activity. Bases 1 to 432 code for a protein of 143 amino acids. The transcript is spliced from 2 exons. Gene Ontology annotation, cellular component: RNA polymerase I complex; RNA polymerase II, core complex; RNA polymerase III complex. The record is from RefSeq and is a predicted model, not a curated record.